AUGGGCAAAGCAUUUCCAGGUCCUGAGACGGGCCUUUGGCGAAUUGUCCUGCGCCUGAUCUCUCUUUUUGGCUCUGUCUUUGGAAUCAUCGCCUCAACCGCUGGCGCUUAUUACCCCAUCAACUCCUUCUGGUACUACCUAUUCUUCAGCAUUUGCGGGUUUUGGUCCUUGAUUGUUCUCGGAUUCCUCUGUUUCAAACUUGCCCCGCACCCUGGCUGUUGUAUCGCUUUCGACUUGCUUUUGAUCGUCGCCUCUGCGUGGCUUGUCGCUGUUGCGGGUAUCGGAAUUACCUAUGAUUAUACCCGCUGGAUGGGUCGCGAUAUCGCUUCGCUCGUGUUCGCACUCAUUGUCUUUGUCGACCAUUUCAUGAUGUUUGUGUUGGCUUGCAUAGAUGUUGACAAGAGGCGGAGACUGCAUAACCCUAAGGCUCCUUACCGAGAGGUUUCGCCUGGGUCUGUUUAAUGUGGUGCUACUCCCCGGGUCGAUGUGCGG
Molecule: messenger RNA, 492 nt
Organism: Penicillium pulvis
Lineage: Eukaryota; Fungi; Ascomycota; Eurotiomycetes; Eurotiales; Aspergillaceae
Exons: 3
Coding region: 1-462 (153 amino acids)
Source: RefSeq, a predicted model, not a curated record